Molecule: messenger RNA, 5880 nt
Organism: Polistes canadensis
Lineage: Eukaryota; Metazoa; Arthropoda; Insecta; Hymenoptera; Vespidae
Product: leucine-rich repeat-containing protein 15-like
Exons: 1
Coding region: 2302-3342 (346 amino acids)
Cellular component (GO): extracellular matrix
Molecular function (GO): protein binding
Source: RefSeq, a predicted model, not a curated record
CGCGUUUGACGUUAUUAUUUUACGUCUUAACGCGUACUCGUAUAUAUAUAUAAUAAACAAACAAAAUUAUCUCAUUAAAAAGAUGCAUUUCCUUUCCCCUUUUCUCGAUUGUCGUAAAAGAGUCAAUGGAAAACAAAAAAAAAAAAAGAAAAGAAAAGAAACAAAAAUGUUUUAUUUAUUAGCUUUUUCUUAUUAUCACGAGACUGCGAUAACGCGACCAACAUAAAGUUCCUCGGACGUUGUAAGAAUUUAAAGCAGACGACGACCAGUGCUCAAGCUAGUCGUUCACCUGGUAAGCUCAUUGACCCUUUUCUAAUCGGUAAGCUUUAAAGAGGAGAGGGGUACCCCUAUCUGUAUACUUAGAAAACGUACACUCGAGCGCGCUUAUGCAUUUCUACUAUUUUUUUUAACCAUUUUCUUCCCACGAUCGUCGUUGCAUCGACGCUGCCAGUUUUCUGACUAUAUUUAUGACUGAAUCCGUCGAGAAAUGAAGAUAUACGAGAAACAUUAAAAGCUUCGAAAGAGAUAAGAGCGCGUUUUGUAGUAGUACGAUUAUCAAAAUAACAUUUUAUUGUUAUCCGGUAGUCGAUAAUUGCCAUGAGAGAUACACUACACUGAUUUAUUAAAUUCCGUAUUUAUUAAAACGCAACGCAAUAUAUAUGUAAACAAAAAAGUAAAAGCUUUAACAAAUGGAAAACGGUUUGUUAAAUCGAUAUAACAUUUGCGAUCGAAAUAACGUAACUAUGGUAGCAAAUCAAAGAUGGAGAUGGUUUCGUGAAUUCCCCAUCACAUUUGAUGACAUGAAACCAAACGUUAUUCUUCGAUGAACUCCUUCGCCAAUCAAAUAUCUUGAAUAAUUCCGUCGCGUUAAUUUCACUUCGAUGUGCAAAUAUUUGGAAAUGUCCAAAACUACUUCUUGUCCUUGCAACGAAAGGAAAAAUGAUUCGGAAGAUGAUGGAUUGCGUCCUCGAACCGAUGAAAUUUAUCGAACUUGCAAACUUCCGACACGAUUUAUGUAUCCGAGUGAGUAUAACGACCAAUGCAAGAAAAAAAAAACAAAGAACAAAAAUAAAAAGUGUGCGCGAUGCGAUUCGAAACAAAACUUUAUUCAGGCGAAUCAGUAAAAACAAAAGAGAGAGGGAAAGUAAUUCAAAUAAUACGAUAAAAAUCACGCUAACGUUAUUAUAUCAAAUAUAAAACUUGUAGUCGGUUCACCCGUAGGAUAACCUUUUACGCUACCAUAAACGAUUUGUUCUCUUUCUAUCACAUUCUCAGACGAUAUUGUCAGAAAAAAAUGAAAUUUUAAAGACGAUGCUAAAGUUUAGCAAUUUUCUUUUUUCUUUCUUCUUCUCCCCCACCUCCCCCUCCACCCACACACAACUCGAGAUUUUAAUUUUAUUUAUCGUUUUCGAUCAUCUUGUCAACGGAAAUUAUUAUUCCAGAGUGUAGAGAUCUAUUAGCUGUUUAAUAAACUUUUAUUUUAAUUAAAUCUUCAAUUUUAAUUAAUUAGAAUUUGUUGAGAAUAGAGAAACAUUUCUUACUUCUUAACUGUUAAGUAUUCCUUCUUCGCAAUUAGUCGUAAAGUCUACCAAAAGAUAUUCUCGUUAAGUGCACGAUAACGCUCGGCUAUUAAUAAGCAACCCGUACUCGAUCACUGCUUGCACCCGUUCGAAUCUUAUCUUGAAUAAUAAACUUUUUUAUGUAUGUCAUCGCGUAUACCUCAUGUAUUAUUAUUAGUUAUUGUUUAUUCGUGAAGAGUCCAUUGAAAAUCCUUUCUCACGAAAUUAAUUGCAAAUAUUGUUAGUUAAGAUUAUUAAAUAAUUUCUCUGUGAAUCUGUGUUCUUUGAGAAUCAAAAUUUACGAGUUUUUAAAUAAAUGCGCUUCGGUAUUUAUAAAUAAAUUCUUUUUUUUUACAAACUUGAGCCAUAAAUUAUUCAUAUAUCUAAUAUAAUGUAUUAUCGUAUAAAUAAGUAUUAAGUAGUACCCAUUGUGUGAGUUUCGAGAGUAAUUCGCAGAAGAUUCGUAUAAUGCUCGGCUUUGUAGGAUCAAAUGAGGAAUUUCAUUUAACGCCAAAGCACAUUUUCAUUAAAGUAAGAAAAAUUCGACAAGAGUUACAAAGAAUAUCUAGUAUUUUAAUGAUUAAGAGCUUUGAAGCAGCAUAAGAUGGGAGUAAUUUUCUCAUAAUCGGAGUAUUUACUGGUGCGAUAUCUGGAGAAAUGGUAAAAGCGAGAGAAGUUGUCUAUAUGAAGAGAAAACGAUCUCCCACGGGGUCAGUGUAAGUUCAGCUUUACGGUGAACAUCAUGUUGAAUAAUAUCAUGCUGUGCUUUCUCGUUCUCGUCUUACGAGUUCUAUCAUCUUCCACGUUAUUAUUCGCGUACGGUUAUACUGAAGAAGAAAUCGACUGCCAGGUUUAUAACCACCUUCAUGUUUGUAUUUCAAACGGAGUACUCGAGAGUGUAGCCUUCAAAGACGUAAAAGCCGUUCAAACGAUCGAAGAUACCGAGUUACAUCUCGAGGAUCUUGGAAUAACGGAUAUCAAAAAGAACGCAUUUGUUCGUGUCAACAAUUCUACGGCUCUUUAUUUGCGAAACAAUAAUUUGUCGAUCGUGUCGAAGUAUUAUUUCGAGACCUUAGAUCAAUUGACGUAUUUGGAUUUGCGAAAUAAUUCUAUUCGAGAUAUCAAGGAUGGUGUUUUCACCGAAUUGAAUUAUUUGGAAACGUUGCUAUUGGAUAAUAAUAAUAUUUCCGAUCUUCGCCCGAAUGUUUGGAGAGGAUUGACGGAACUUCACGAGCUUUAUGCAACUAAUAAUAAUAUUGUACUUAAGAGAAAUGCUUUUAAAGGUUUGAGACAAUUGGAAACACUCGCGUUGGAUUCUAAUGGAAUUACGGAGAUACCGAUUGGAACAUUUGCUGGACUCCCUCAUAUAGAUUUACUUUACUUGUCAAGGAACAAAAUAUCCAAUUUACAUUCGGACGUAUUUCGUGGGCUGAACGAAAUAAACGAGUUGGAUCUUGGGAAAAAUCAUUUCCAAUCUCUUCCUGGUGGAAUGUUCCGACAUUUGAAAAGCUUAAAUUCACUUUGGUUGAACGGGAAUGAAAUCGAAACGAUUGAGAAAGACACCUUUGAGGGAUUAGACGAGCUAUCAAUUUUAUUUCUUAAUAACAACAAGCUACGUUACGUCGACAUGUCUGCAUUCGCCAAAAUGAAGCUCGUCACUGUUGAGCCUGGAUUUAAAAUAAACAACGAAUUGAUCGAACAUUAUUUCGAAUUUACUAAAAAAUAUCAUUGCACCAAUGUCAAUUAUCAGGAACCGUACGAUUGCGUAGAAAUCAAAGAGUAGUUCUUUUUUCUCUCAUUGUGUUGUUAAUAGAAAAAAUUGUGUUUUCAAGAAAUUGUAAACAAUUAUGAUAGCCUAUUCAAUUUCAAUAUCAAUCAAAAAAUUCGAUUAAUAGUAAAUAAUAUGUUUUGCAGAAACAAACAAUUAAUCGAAAUACGAUAGAUUUGUUGGUGGGGCGGAAAGGAGGAAGGGGGAAGGGAGGAGGUACUAUACACGAAACAAAUAUAAAAUAUUAAUAAUAUAUCGGAUAACUCUUCGAGGAUAAUGUUCUCUUUUUUUUUUUCUUUUUCUCAUUUCAAAUAUAAAAAUCGAGUUGAAAAAUAAUAUGACAUAUAAUAUAAUAUAAUAUUUUUCGCGCGCCGUGCAAGGGAAAAAAAAUAAUUUAUCUUUCGAUAUCGGUCACGUGGAAACGCUCGAUGAUAAAUGUUAAACAGCUGCAACUGUUAUGCGUAUGUACUAAAAUAAACUGUAUGUAACGUGUCUUCGAGUCGACUAUGAGAAAACUAUGCAAAUAGGCGAAGAAUCGAAAGAACGAGUUGUUGGAAAGUAAAUUUAUCGAUAUACAUGAUAUCAAUAUCGAUUUUUCGAACAAAGGAAAUUGUAUACGUAAGUGUGUGUAACUGAUCUAUCGAUCGUCGUCUUUAUAGGGAUAUUCAAAGGAUAUCGUCAAGACGACGUUCCUCUUCCACAUCCCUGUUAUAGGAGUACUUCCAUGGAUUAUGGUUGGUACGCGCCUACAAUUCAUACCGUUCCUACAACCUAUUAUCCUCGAAAUGCUUCCUUCAGUCGAGAAGUUGGACUCGGUGGAAUGUAUCGAAAUUAUUCAUUGAACACAGAAUUGGACAAGACUAUCGUUUGAUUAUAAGAUAUUUCUUUUUCAUUUCUACUAUGUUCCUUUAUUACCUUCAUAAGAAUGUAUUCUCUUACGAAAUGAAAAAAAAAAAAAAAAGAAAGGAAGGAAAAACAAAGCAAAAAAUUUAAUGAAAACAAAAGAAAGAAUGAAUUUUUUUGUCAAGGAUUAUGUGAUGCAGUGUUAAAUGGUUAUUACUCGCUGUUGUUAUCGUUUUUACGCUUAUUUUUAGAUAUAUAUUUUGUUUAUUAUUACAGUUUUUCAGCUGGUUUCGCGUUAAUCAUAUUUUUUAACGAAUCCUAUAAUAGGUCGGACACAUUUCAAAUACAGCGUGCCCGAUUAAUCUCUAAUCGCGGAUUACAAAUGUCUCCUCUUUUUUUUUUUCUUUUUUUUUUCUCUUUUCUUUUUUUUUUUCUUUUUGCUUCUUUUAAUUACUUCUUUCUCUCGCGCGAUACAUUUAUCGAAGAUUGAUAAAUAAUUUUGUUCUUUUCUUGUGUUCUUUUUAUCGUCUUUUUCUUCUUCUUUUCUUUGCUUGUUUUUUUUUUCUUUUCAUUUUCGUUUAAAUCACGAUUUACAUCUUACAAGUGCAUCGACUAAUCGGUGAAUUGGAAAACUUUGUGGUUACGACGAUUAUUACACAUCGAUUAUUUAUAUUUAUAGCAUCACGCGCAGGAGGGAGGGGAGACUUUCUAAAAUAUUUGUCGCCACGGGCAAUAUUAUUUCAUUUUUUCAUUGCCAUCGAUUUCGUUAAUAUUGAUAUAUAAUAGCAGUACAAUAAUAAUUAAUAAUAAUCAUAAUCAUAAUAUAAUAAUAUUCAAUGACAACGCAACAUAUAUUAUAUGUAUUAUAACACAAUGGACAUUCAUCUAUAACUUUAACACAUUUAUGAUUGCGCACAUUUUCCAAUAACAAUCGUAAAUAUUAGGAAACGCAUUAUGAAAUAUAUCAUCAUAAUUCUAUGGUGAUUUUAACAGUCAAUCGAUGAGAGUAAUAAUAAUGCUCGAUAAAACCGACGUUCGAAAAAUCGUUUGAUGUUAUUACGUUGAAAUCAUUGAUGUAAUAAUGAAACUUUCGAAUGUAUAAAAAUGAAUGUAAGUGAAAUUAAACGAAUUAAUCAAUAAUAAUUUCCCAUCUUUUACAAAAAGAAACCAAAACAAAAAAAUUGACACCCAAUCUAUCGUUCAAAAUUAUUCUCAAAAUACAUUAAUCCUCGUCGAAUAAAUUUCAUUAUCGCAACACACAACGCGUUUCUUAUAAUAGUUAAUUAUAUCUCUCGUGCUCGCUGAACAAUCGUCCCAUUUUUUAUCAUCAAUUAUUCAUACAAAUGAAUUAUUUGUCCAGUUGAUCGAAACGCUGUAAUCAUUCUUCUCUUUUUUCUUUUUUGGUUUUAGUUUUUCUUUUUUUUCAAAAAUUAUCCACGAGUAACGGAAAUAAAUAAUCAAACAAACGAAUGUAAAGUGAUCGUCGUGAAUCGAUAAACGAGUACGUAAAUUACAAAUAUCGAAAUAAAUUUUGCCGUUAAAAUGUAAUCAAUUACCCGCUUACUCUCGCGUAACUAGGUAUAUCUAUUCUAUAAAUGUGUCUGCUGUUUGUUUGUUUUUUUAUUUUCAUUAUUAUUAUUAUUUUCUUUUUCCCUCUCUCUUUUAUCUAUUAUUUUACACGAUUUCUUCAUUAUAAUCUCUCGUCGUUUA